This is a messenger RNA of Sesamum indicum (sesame), 2154 nucleotides long. NCBI's taxonomy places the organism in Eukaryota, Viridiplantae, Streptophyta, Magnoliopsida, Lamiales, Pedaliaceae. The record is from RefSeq and is a predicted model, not a curated record.
CGUUUCCCACCUUUUGCUUUACCAGUCAAGAAGACAACACCCUCUCAUCUCAUCACAUACAAAGCUACUCACUACUCCUCCCCCCUAGACAGGGAGCUUUAUUAAACUUACUACCUUAGAAUCAAAACCCCCCAAAACUCUCUCUCUCUCUCUCUCUCUCUCUCACACACACACACACACAGACAAGCAACACAGGCCAAGAAAACACACAGUGAGAAAAACUGUCUACAUAUUGCUAUGCUGAAAUUAGCAAAGAGUUAAAGAAGUAUUUGGACCGUAUACCAUACCGUAUGAUUGAUGAAGGGCUUCUGAUAGAUUUCUUGACAUGUAAGUUGUAAAGCGUGGAUGCGACUUUGAAUUGGGAGAAAUAAAACAAGAAGGUGGGAUUUGAUUCGGGUUCUUGAUGCUGGAGUACUUAAAGUUGUUAUUGUCUGCUGAUGAAUAAUACAAUAUCCGUAUACUACAAAAAUAGGAGCCUUGUUUGUUUUAGUCAUGAAUAAGAGUAAUCAGCUGGGAUCUGUCAGCAGUUCUGAGCUCAUCGAUGCGAAGCUUGAGGAGCAUCAAUUAUGUGGAUCCAAACAGUGUCCUGGUUGCGGACACAUGCUCGAAGGAAAGCCGGACUGGGUAGGUCUACCUGCCGGAGUGAAAUUUGACCCGACGGACCAGGAGUUGAUCGAUCACCUCGAAGCUAAAGUAGAAGGAAAAGAAUCGAAAUCCCAUCCCUUGAUUGAUGAGUUCAUUCCUACCAUUGAAGGUGAAGAUGGGAUUUGCUACACGCAUCCUGAAAAGCUUCCAGGAGUAACACGAGAUGGAUUGAGUCGGCACUUUUUCCACAAGACCUCCAAGGACUACACGACCGGGACGAGGAAACGACGGAAGAUCCAGACCGAAUGCGACCUGCAAGGCGGGGAGACGCGGUGGCACAAGACGGGCAAGACCCGGCCGGUGAUGGUGAACGGGAAGCAGAAAGGGUGCAAGAAAAUCUUGGUUCUGUACACCAACUUUGGGAAGAAUCGGAAGCCGGAGAAGACGAAUUGGGUGAUGCAUCAGUACCAUUUAGGGCAGCACGAAGAGGAGAAGGAAGGAGAGCUCGUCGUGUCCAAGAUCUUCUACCAGACUCAGCCCAGACAAUGCAACUGGUCUGACAGGAGCGGUGCUGCUCUACUCAACACUGCCGCUGGAGAGGGAAACAGCGAACGACGAGAAACAGUUAGUGUGAGUGUGAGCGGCAGCAUGAGCGUGAGCGGUUCCUCUAAGGAAAUGAACAUCACUCAAAGAGACGACUUCUCAGCAGCUCCGCCUGUCAACGUUGCUGCUCCGAUUCCCAGUUACAGCGCCAUCGACAUCCAGCAACUCAAAGCUGAUCAUUUCAGCUUCCUUCCGUUCCGAAAAUCGUUUGAUGAGGCUGGGAAUAUUGGGGAAACUUCAAUUGCAAGGGAAGCAGGAGGAGGAGGCACGUGCGAAGAGCGUGAGAUGGGACAGCAUCACGUGAGCCAUGAGCAUGACAUCGGACAGCAUCACGUGAGCCAUGAGCACCAUCACCAUAGUCAUCAGAUUGCUGCAGCUACAGCAUUUCACAUAAGCAGGCCAUCACACUCCAUCUCCACCAUUAUCUCUCCGCCACCCCUACACCACACAUCCAUUAACAUUCUUGAUCAAGAUCACUCCUUCCAUGUCCCCAGAAUCAUCCUCCCUCCUGAAAAUUUCCAGCAGCAACAACAGCAUCAUAAACUUGGAGGAAGGUCUGCAUCUGGAUUGGAGGAACUCAUUAUGGGAUGCACAUCAACUGACAUAAAAGAAGAAUCAUCGAUGGGAAACCCACAGGAGGCAGAAUGGCUGAAGUACUCCACCUUCUGGCCAGACCCGGACAACCCGGAUCAUCAUGGAUAAAAAACAAAGCGGACAGAUGGAGAGAUGAGUAGUUAAAGGAGGAGGAGAAGGAAGAUGAGGAAUGGAAAAACAUGACAGUAGUACUUCCACAGACCAAAUCAUUGCCUUUAUCAUUACUACUCUUGAAGCCUUGCUCAAGUUGUUUUCAGACAAGCUAAGUGCUGAUGGAGGGACCAUCCAUGCAUGCAUCCAUGUCAUCACAUAUUGUUUCUACUUUUUCCAAUCUUUUUUCUCUAAAUUCCAGGUCCUGAUGAUAGCUUCAAA